AUGCCUAGGCAAGACGUUUUUCAUCUUCACCCUUUGGGGUGGGAAAAUGAUCCGGAGGAGGAGCGUUUCAAAGUCUCAACCCUCGACUACUUGACUGUUUGCACCUACAACAACUAUGGCCUUUUCUUUCAGGUGGAGGAUGCAGAUAAGGCUAGAGUCGCUGAUGUGCUGAAGACUGGUCUUGAACGUACUCUGAGCCAAGUUCGACAUAUCUGUGGUACCAUCGAGAAAGACCCUUCCGGUGGCCACUCAUUUGUGAAGAAGAAAGAUAGCACUGUACGCUUUGUGGUCCAAUGGCUAGAUUCAGAUUCACCAGAAGACAGCGCCUAUCCAACCUUUGACGAAAUUGCAAAGGGCAAUUUUUGUACUUCAGUACUAGGUGACCUCAACCGAUGGAGUAUCCCUCCGAUGACAUACGGCGAAAAACCAGAGGCUCACCCUGAUAGCAGCCCAGUGGUUGCAGCAUACAAGGUUAACUUCAUUCGGGGUGGACUGGUCUUCAUUAUGCACCAUCACCACUUCUCUAAUGAUGUCAUGGGUUGGGCUGGGCUCGUCCACCAGCUAGCUGAAAACUGCCAUGCAAUUGUCAACCAGACGCCCUUCCCCUUAUGGGACUCUGCAUGCCUUGAUCUAUCACGUCUCACAAAGCCCAUUGUGCCUGAAGGGUCUAUGAUCGAUGGCCCCCCUGCGCCUGAGCGUCAUCCUGAUCAUGUCGCGGCCGAAAUGCUGCUCUUCCACCUGCCUAAGAGUAAGGCAGCGGAGCUAAAGACACUCGCGACACCGACAGACGGAUCUUGGAUCUCCACAUACGAUGCAUUCUCCGCUUUCAUAUGGCGCACUAUUUCUCGGCUUCGAGCCCCUGUCUUUAAGCCAGAUCUAUCAGCCCCAUUAUUGUGGAUAGAAGCUAUCGAUAUGCGGCGACGGAUGCACAGCCCCAAGGUGCCCGCACGGAUGCAGCAUAAUGUUAUGACUGGAGCUAUCUCAUCCACUGCUCCAGUCACUGCACCUACAGUAGCAGAGGUCAUUUCUGAGUGGCCGCUAUCAAAGAUAGCUUCUUAUAUCCGCCAGCUGACCAACAGCAUUACACAGGAGGCUCUGGAUCAAAUGCUAGAUGUAGUAGCCACAGUUCAUGACAAGACAACGCUGAAUAUCCGCAUUGACUCGCACCCGCCCAUGUCAAUUCUCCAAACAGAUCAUCGCGAUGCCAAUAUUACAGGCGCUGAUUUCGGCUUUGCAAAGCCCUUUACGUACCGGCAUCUCAUCGACUGCUUGACACAGGGCGUCAUCAUUAUCUACCCAUCGCGUGACCCGUCUCCUGAAUCAGAUGAGGGCCCCGAGUUUUCAAUCUCUUAUGAGACGAGCGUGAAGCAGGCCCUGAUUGAAGAUCCAGAGUGGAACAAGUAUUUCGAAUACCGCGGUGUCGAUGCUAUUGACGCUCUCCAGCAAGAUUCCUAA
Penicillium vulpinum is the source of this 1455-nucleotide messenger RNA. Its product is annotated as Transferase. The coding region runs from base 1 to 1455 and encodes 484 amino acids. Lineage: Eukaryota; Fungi; Ascomycota; Eurotiomycetes; Eurotiales; Aspergillaceae. The transcript has a single exon. The record is from RefSeq and is a predicted model, not a curated record.